This is a messenger RNA of Branchiostoma belcheri (Belcher's lancelet), 948 nucleotides long. RefSeq lists its product as uncharacterized. The transcript has 4 exons. The record is from RefSeq and is a predicted model, not a curated record. The coding region runs from base 1 to 948 and encodes 315 amino acids. Lineage: Eukaryota; Metazoa; Chordata; Leptocardii; Amphioxiformes; Branchiostomatidae.
AUGUUUGUUUGGCGUCUGCUCUGUACCGUCGGGACUAUAUGUUGCCUUCUCAUCACUAACUGUCGUGGUGAAGGAGCAUGGCUGCGACAGGAUACUUCAUGGGUCGUGAACUCCACCGGCACACCGCGGGUCUCCAAUGGAGUGACAUAUGAUGCCGCAAAAGCCUUGGAUGGAGACACUAAUACCUACUGGAACGUCAUGGAUACCUGGCGGAACUACAACAACUGGUACAUCGUGCUGGACAUCGCAGCGCCUCUAAAUCUGACUCGCAUCGCAGCGAAUUGCAACGGAGACACCAAUCAUGACAUUGCAGCCUUCAAGUUGCAAAGUUCUCAGGUUGGGAGUCCAUACAGCUGGGAGGACGUUGUGUCUGUCGAUAACGUGCAGGGAGGGACGGACCAGAGGCAAGAGUUCGGCGGGUUCCAGGGAACAGCGCGGUAUUGGAGGUUCGUGGUCACCCGAACCCACGGGGGCUGGCAACCUUAUCUCACUGAACUCAACCUCUACAGCAUCUCGCCAGGUUGCCUAAAUGGGUACGUUUUCCAUCAACAUAGCCGUCGAUGCUUUAAGGCCUUCAACGACAGGACAACCUACAACGGUGCAGUCAGUAGGUGUUCUUUAGACGGGGGAACCCUUGCCAUACCCCGGGACAAUACUACCAACGAGUUCCUCAUCGAUCUAAAAAAUGGCGUCGACAAUAACGCUUGGUUCCGUUUUGGACUGACUGAUGUCCACCAAGAGGGAGUUUGGAUGUGGGACGAUAACGUUCCUCUGGGUGACUUCAGACCUUGGGGUCCAGAAGAGCCCAACAACGGCAACGGUAACGAGGACUGUGCCGAGUACUUUCCCGAAAGCCAUUCCAAAAAGAACACAUGGAACGAUGGACUAUGUACCAAGGCUGACAGGAAGUUCAUCUGUCAACUCUCUCAAUUAGGUUUUUGGGAGUGA